This is a messenger RNA of Myxocyprinus asiaticus (Chinese sucker), 1428 nucleotides long. RefSeq lists its product as uncharacterized. The transcript has 10 exons. The coding region runs from base 100 to 1221 and encodes 373 amino acids. Gene Ontology annotation, cellular component: membrane. Lineage: Eukaryota; Metazoa; Chordata; Actinopteri; Cypriniformes; Catostomidae. The record is from RefSeq and is a predicted model, not a curated record.
AGUUAAUGCCAGGAAAUAGCAAAUCUCCGCCUUCAACACAUCAAACUUCACUCUGUACAGAAACCUACGUAGGCUACCACGGUCCAAAACAGCUUCAGGAUGCCUCUGACAGUGGCUAAGGGUGAGGGGAUUACUGUCCUCACCGUCACCUCAAAUCCAAAGAGCAAAUGGCCCCUUUUGUGUCAGAUCCUGGGUACUCUGUGCUACAGUCCAGUGUACAGUGUUGUGUGCUCUGUAUCUCAGGAUAUGAAAGGGAAGCUGAGUUCCCAGACAGCUCUUGGGAUUGUGCAGAUAAUAGUUGGUGUCAUCAACCUUGUGGUGGGAAUUUUGUUUGCAACCUUUGGGUUAGAAUAUUACAUUAUGAUGUUCCGAGGACCUUUUUGGCUCGGUGGUAUGUUCCUUGCAUUUGGAAUCGUGUGUAUUCUUGCCACCAAGUUUCCCUGUCCUUGCUUACUGGUCAUUGCAGUGAUCCUGAACAUAGUCAGUGCUGCACUGGCUAUUACAGCUGUUGUACUUUAUUCAGUGGAUCUGGCGAGUGAUCAUUGGUUACAAUGUGGACCCUACUUUAGUUCAGAUUACAGAAACCCACCUUCCCCACAGAUGCAGGAAACAUGUCUGCACUACUUGCAACACAGUUUGAUAAUCAUCAAAGGACUAGAUAUCAUGAUGAUUGUUUUUUCAGUCCUUCAAAUCUGCAUGACUGUCAGUUUCUGCAUUUUGACUGGGAAAGCUUUGCGCAAAAAGAGCGGAGGUGCAAAGUCUGUGGAGGAUGCACAAAUUCACAACCCACUCUUGGAAGAGGCCAUUGCCAAUCCUGAAUUCAGUGCUGUACUGGCUAUCACAGCUGUUGUACUGUGUUCAGUGGACAUGGCAGUGGGAAAUGAUAAUUACUGUGCCGAAAGUUAUUCAUAUUAUGAUAACCGUGGAAUGCUUGUCCAUAAACAGAAGGAGGAAAAUGAAGUCUGUCUAUACUACAAAUAUCUCAAUCAGAUGAACCUCAGAGGACUAGAUAUCAUGUUGAUUGUUUUUUCAGUCCUUCAGCUCUGUGUGACCAUUAGUUUCUGCAUUUUGAUGGGGAAAGCUUUGUGCAAGAAGGGCGGGGAUGCAAAGAAGACCCACAACUUUAUAAGCCUCUCCUGGAUGAGGUCAUUGCCAAUCCUGCAUGUUAAAAAGACAAGAUACAAAGCCAAAAAUACAUACAGGAUAUACAUUGUUAUUUGAACAUGUUUUAAUUUUUCUCUCUUAAUACAUACAUCUGCAACACCAUAAUCAUCAAGUUACAUGUUUAUUCUUUAUUUGAUUAUUUUCUUUAAAAGUUUGUUACUGUACUUUUAUAAAGAAAAGUUACUUUGUGGCUGCUUUUUGAAAUAAAUAACAAGAGCACUUUGGCAUGACCCUUGUUCAUGUAUUUGUUUCUACACCUGAAUA